Setaria italica (foxtail millet) is the source of this 4311-nucleotide messenger RNA. Its product is annotated as DNA mismatch repair protein MLH3. The record is from RefSeq and is a predicted model, not a curated record. Bases 337 to 4008 code for a protein of 1223 amino acids. Gene Ontology annotation, cellular component: mismatch repair complex. Gene Ontology annotation, biological process: mismatch repair. Gene Ontology annotation, molecular function: mismatched DNA binding; ATP hydrolysis activity; ATP-dependent DNA damage sensor activity. The transcript has 25 exons. NCBI's taxonomy places the organism in Eukaryota, Viridiplantae, Streptophyta, Magnoliopsida, Poales, Poaceae.
CGACUCUACGCCCGCCGCCCCGCCCCCUGGAUGCUGGAGCCCGUGAGACGCGACUACGCCCCCACAACCGGUACCACCCGCCCGGCUCUGGCGGCCUCCGCCCUCCUCCACCGUCGACGCUAGCCCAUCAAGGCCAGACGCUCCGCUGCCUUCCGGGUUCCGGCCUUUCGGGACGGCCGCUCGCGUUGCCCCCUUUUCCCUUCUCCGCUUCCCCCGCCUUCACCUCUCUCUCUCUAGCGGCGACGAGCGGCGAGCGGCGCCGCCCUUGCCAAGGUCUUCGUCGGGCGCUUCGCCGGCGACAAGCAUCGGGCAGCAUAUUUUUCCCAGUAUGAGUAAAUGCAGACCAUAAAGCGCUUGCCGAAGAGUGUCCAUAGCUCCCUGCGUUCAAGCAUUGUUCUGUCUGACCUGCCAAGGGUUGUUGAGGAGUUGAUAUAUAACAGCAUUGAUGCGAAUGCGAGCAAGAUUGACAUUGCAAUAAACAUCAGAGCAUGUUAUGUAAAAGUGGAAGAUGAUGGUUGUGGUAUUACACGAGAUGAAUUGGUUCUCUUGGGAGAAAAAUAUACAACAUCCAAAUUUCAUAAUGUGAUGGGCGAUGGGGAACUUAGUCCUAGAAGUUUUGGACUAAAUGGAGAAGCACUCGCAUCACUUUCUGAUAUCUCCGUGGUUGAAAUCAGGACGAAAGCCCGUGGGAGACCAAAUGCAUAUUGCAAGAUAAUAAAGGGAUCUAAAUGCCUACAUCUGGGAAUAGAUGACAAGAGGGAAAUUGUUGGCACCACAGUUGUUGUUCGGGAGCUUUUUUACAAUCAACCAGUACGGAGGAAACAAAUACAAUCUAGUGAGAAAAGAGAAUUACAUCAUGUGAAGAAGUGUGUCCUGCAAAUUGCGCUUAUUCAUCCGCAGAUUUCACUCAGACUCCUUGACAAUGACAGCGAAGAUGAAUUGCUAUACACAGCUCCUUCAUCAUCCCCUUUGCCUCUUAUAUCAAAAAAUUUCGGGGAUGAUGUCUCCAGAUGUCUCCAUGAGAUAGCUGCCUCUGACGAGAGCUGGGUUCUUUCAGGGCACGUAUCUGGACCUUCAGAUGUGUUUCAUACGAAGGAUUUCCAAUACUUGUACAUCAACUCAAGAUUCGUGAAUAGAAACCCAAUUCAUAAUAUGCUCAAUAAUCUGGCAUCUAGUUUUCACUCUUCCGUUACAAGGAGGAACGAAGAAAUUGAUGUUCAGAGCAGGAAGAGGCAGAAGACCGAUAUCUACCCUGCUUUUCUACUGAAUUUUUGCUGUUCUAGAUCUAGCUACGAUCUACAUUUUGAGCCUACAAAAACCAUUGUGGAAUUCAAGGAUUGGCAAACUGUCUUGCUUUUCUUUGAACAAACUGUCACAAACUACUGGAAGAAGCAUGCACUGCAAUCACCAAAAGCUGACAGAGUUUGCGCUGGUGAUACCUGUGUGCCUAGGAAAAAUGAUGUGAAAUUGAAUAAGGGACUCCUAAGGCAUCAUAAUGUGCAGAACAAUGAAGAGUAUGCUGACUUCCAAAACACUAAGCAGAAGAAUGCAGUCAGAGAUACAAACAGUGAUGAUAUGAGUGCCACAAGAGCACCAAAGGACUCACGCUGCUUUUCUUUUGAUACAGAGCCAUCCAUACAACAUGUCUCCUUUUCUGGAAGGAUCACUAAUUCACCCUGGCCCAAUGACAAUGUUGUCAGUAUUGAUUACAAGUUAGGGUAUAAGGUAAUGCAUUCUCCUGAAAGACUCAAUUAUUGGUGGUUAGAGGAUGGUCCGUCCCAGUUAGAUGAUGAUGUUUCAAGUGUUAACCCAACUGGUUGGAAAAGGCAAAGGACAGAAGGUAUAUUCCAUGAGUGUGCAUAUUCUGGUAAUUUUGGAAUGUUGGAAGAUGUACCAACUGAAGGGUUUUUAGCUCACAAACAAAAAUCUGAGUUGAUUGGUUCAGAAGUUGAAAUGCAAGAACCUUGCUUCGGGUCUCUCAAUAGGCCAAAUAAAAUGAGCUCCGAGUUGGUGCAAAAUCAAACCAACAUAAAGGCACACACAUCUGGCUGGGAUGGAUUAUAUGUUGAGUUUGAUAAAUCAAAUGGAGAUUGCCUAGUCAAUGAAGCUACAGAUACAAUCACAGAUAUUUCUUACCCUGAGAUGUGGAAGUUGAAUGAUGGAUUUUAUCAUGAUGAUGGUAACACCUCCAGAGGCUUCUGUAGAGUUUUGAGAAAGUGCAGCACCAAUAAGAAGUUAGGGACUGCAGCUGGAUGUAUUGAAGGACUUGAGACUGAUACUGUUAGCCAGAUAAACUUCCCUGAUAUUCAUGCUGUGUGGAACAGUGACUUGAUGGAUAGGUCUUCCAUUGAGGAUACUUUCCGUCAUUUUCCUCAUCUAUCCUCGUUGGCUGAUACACCUUGCAGUUAUGCAAGGACUGGCUUGACACUUGACAAGAAAUCAGAUAAAAACUUUGGUUCUUGGAGCUGUGAAAAUAUUGACAGCAGUAUUAGAAUUGCUCUGGACAGGUUUAGCAAUGUGUCAUCAAUAACAUGUGAAGGAGCUAAACAUUUGGAUAACUUUGACUAUGAAAUACAGCCACUUAAUUACUUCAAUAAUGAUUGCAGUUCAACCGACCAGUUUGUUUCUGAAGAUGACCUGAUAAUGUGGAAACCAAAAUUUGACACGAGAUUUUCAGCUGAUAUUUCUCCUGAGAGAAGUGAUAAUGGUUGCCAUUUGAAUGUCCCUUCUUCCAAUAUGGCAAAUGACAGCACACUUACUCAAGAUCUUCUGAAUCAACACAACCUUGGACUGGACCAGAGAUCCAGGCUUUCCAAGGGCAGUAGAUCUAGGAGUCAUUCUGCUCCACCAUUUUAUAGAGGGAAACAGAAAUUCUCUAGAUUAAAUGAGCCACUGAGCAAAUUGGCCACAGAUGGUGAUAAAGGCAUCUGCAUUAACAACCCCAAAGACAAUGCAUCUAGACCUGUGGAUGUCUUGCCUAUGAGUUCAACCCAGCCUGUUCCAGCGACUGAUGGCAGUGAAUUUCCAGACUUAAAUUUCAGCUCGAAUGGAUUUGUGAAAAUGUUUAAAGAUGCAUGUUCUGACAGGCUUGAAGAUUCAGCUGCUCGAAUAACUAAAUGGCGAGAUGACUCUGGCCAGCAUACAGCUUCGAACUUGCCACAUGGUCCUUUUGGAUGCUAUGAUGAUGUACUGAGCAUUUCUUCUGGGACCUUACAUCUCUCUUGUACCUCGCUAGUUCCUGAAUGUGUUGACAGGAACUGCUUUGAGGAGGCAAGGGUUUUGUUGCAGCUGGACAAGAAAUUUAUUCCCGUCAUAUCUGGGAACACUAUCCUCCUUGUUGAUCAGCAUGCAGCUGAUGAAAGGAUACGUCUGGAGGAGCUUCGUAGAAAGGUUUUAUCAGAAGAAGGCCAUGUCGUCACUUACUUGGACUCUGAGGAGGAAUUAUGUCUCCCUGAGACUGGUUUUCAAUUGUUCCAGAAGUAUGCUGAACAAAUUCAGAAAUGGGGCUGGAUCAUCAGCAGUGAUAGCAAUUCCUCUGAAUCAUUCAAGAAGAACAUGAACAUUCUGAGGAGACAAACCCGUCUCGUUACUCUUGUUGCUGUUCCAUGUAUUUUGGGUGUCAAUUUGACAGGGAAAGAUCUUAUGGAGUUUAUCCAGCAGCUUGAUGAGACUGAUGGGUCAUCAGCUAUGCCCCCAGCAGUUCUCCGUAUUCUUAACUUCAAAGCUUGCAGAGGGGCGAUCAUGUUUGGUGACCCCUUGCUACCAUCCGAAUGCUGUCUGAUUAUUGAAGAACUGAAAGCAACAUCUCUAUGCUUCCAGUGUGCUCAUGGGCGCCCGACCACGGUGCCUAUUGUGAACGUUGCAUCCCUCCAUGAUGAGCUGGCGAGGCACCAAAUGCUGAGCGGAAGGCAGGCAGAGUCCUGGCACGGCUUGGCGCACCAAGGGCCCAGCCUUGAGCGCGCUCAGAUGCGCCUCAAACAACUGAGGAACCUACGCCGUGGCCUAUAGCUGUAGGACAAUAUCAAAUGGUUUCGAUCAGAUAAACGGGAGUGUGCUUUGUACAGUUUGUCGAGGAGGGAGUAGAAUUCCACUGCUGUAAUACAAUUGUACAUACAAUAGAUAUUCAUCCCUGACGAAGAGAUAGAACGGCGCCCAUCACCUGACAGGCGACUGGGGUUUGCCACGGCGUUGUUGUAAACUUUGUACAUUCCGUUUGUUAUAACAAUUCAUACCAUGUAAAUGUGUCCAUCUGCAUUUUGCCGCAGCAAUCUGAUCAGUGAAGAGUUUGAAUUGGUGAGAUACCUUUGUGAA